AUGCUCAGAUUGUUCUCGGCUUUAAUUUUACUCGAUUCAUAUGCCGCUAAUUGUGUUACCGAUCAGCGCACAUACGACGACGGCCAGGUCUGGGUGCAUCAGGGAUCGUUCAACGUCACCUGCAGAUACGAUCGGAUAGUUGUAAGUUGAAUAUAUUGGGUUUUCUGAGUAAUAUGGGGGUUUUGGGAUGUUCUUAUAAUAGUACAAGUGUAAUUUUGAGUUCAAAAAAUGAAUUUUUAACAAAAGUUUGGCUAAAAGCUUGAUAAACUAAAGGCUUUGCUUCUAUUUGAAGCUAUUUCUUGAUUUUCUAUGCACUUUUUGAUCACUUAAAACAAUUUUAAAUACCCAAAUAAAAUCUCCAGUUAACUGCUAUUUAAUUACACUGCUCAUCAAAAGAUGAAACAUCUAAAAUUCGAACUAAUCUUUCUAUAUUAACAUCGAGAUUACUCUGUAGAAAAAAUAUUGCACUUGCCAAAGCCGGGUUAUUGAUAUUAAUGUUGUUUUGGGGCAAAAAGCGGGAUAAUAAGUCAUGUUGGGAGUUGUCACUUGGGCUUCAUGAAUAUUUGCCAUACUUAAGGCCCGAAUGUUUCUAAAAGAAUAAGUAAUUCCGAGAUGUUUUAAGUGACAUUUUAAUGAACCUAGAUUAUGGAUUGGCAGAGGAAUUGGGGCUAAUUAUAAAGCGAGUGUUUUUGGUCGGUAGGUCGGUCAAAAAGUGCGUGGAAUUGAUUAUUAUAAUGGUUUUUAUAGUUUUUUUGAAGGUUUGAAAACAGAAAAUGGUCAGGUUUGGUCAAAAAGUAGAUAGAAAGAUUAAAAAUAAAGUAAAAUUUGUGUGUAAUAGGCUAUCCUACUUUUGUUUUAAUUAGAUUAGCAUUAAAAAAGUUGAAAAUGACAAACAUAAACGCUAAAAAUACAGCUCUACAUCAUUCAAUGACAUGUUUUAGUUAGUAAACUGCAUAACAGAAGCAGGUACUCAAAUACCCUUAGGAACUUUGAAUUUUGAAGAAAAUGGGUUUAAUUACACUUGCAAGAACAUAUCGACCAAUGGUCAUGCCCCAACCUUGUUUGCCCCAUUGGAACAGGUAAAAGAGUCAGAGGAAUGUGAUCGAGGACAAGAUAAUUAUGUCAGAGAGGGGUUCGUAAUGUCAUGUGAAAGCAAUAUUAUACUCGGGUGUGCCGAUGUAUUUGGAGACUUGGUGAAGGAGGGGUUCUACAUUGGGGAGAGGAUGAGCUUGAAGUACUGUUACGUGUACAAGAACAGGAGGAGAUCCAAGGUGGAGAGGAGGGGUAAGAAGUUCAUGUAUUAUGGGGGGAUAGCGGUUCUUAUGUGCGUAAUAUAACGUAUUUAGUGGCUACUGUAAUUUAUAGAAAUAUUAUUGGUUAUUACAUACUGUACUUUGAAAAUAAAGGCAAAUAUGUUGCAGUAAUACAAACCCGCAUUAUAAUAUCCGUACUAUACUUUUAAUAUUCAAAAUAGUGUUUUUAUAUUGCAGGUUGUUUUAAUGGUACAGAAAGAGACGACCCAUCAGAUAACAAGUAUCACAUGAAAAGGGGUGACAUCUGGAAGACUUCAGGCACUACGUUGCGAUGUGAAGAUGACGGUCUUCAAGUCUACAAAUGUCAUCCCACGCCAAAAGAGUCGCCUCACGUCGGAACAGCGUGGUACGACAAAGACAAUGUGCUCAAUUUUUGUCCGUUUAACUAA
Bursaphelenchus okinawaensis is the source of this 1702-nucleotide messenger RNA. Lineage: Eukaryota; Metazoa; Nematoda; Chromadorea; Rhabditida; Aphelenchoididae. The record is from the annotation of a GenBank genome assembly.